GAAAUAUUUUGGAUACGUUUUCGCUUACGAGCGAAUUCUGAACUUGUCCGUACAUGUCCAACCCGCCGGACAUGCAUAUUCAUCAAGGACCAAUGACAGUCUUUGUGUUUCUGCUAUUAAACCAGAGCCCCCCCCCCCCCCAAAAAAAAAGAAGUAGAUUGACUAAAAUUACACGAAUCUAAUCAAGCACCUGAUUCCGCUGCUGGGGACGUUUUGCGGCAGUUCAAAUAGAUGGAGGGAAGAGGCCUUGAGAAUCAUUUCAAUCCGUCCGAGAUUAAAUGUUUAGAGAUCAUCCCAACGUUGCCAAUGUGGAUCAUUGAAUAUGCCUGGGCUCACAGAAUGAUGGACACAUUGGAUGGUUUGGACCCCAGCAGAUGGCCAGAGGAUGACCUACAAUCUGUCACCCUAGAUGAGCCAUGGAGGUUACGGGUGGCAGCAGCCCAGGCGUAUUCUAUAAUGAAGACAAGAGACAUCAAGAGCUUUGAGAGGGUGAUGCAGUUCAUGGAUGUCACGUAUACACUGCUGCCACGACUGGUGCCCCCUAUCAAACACAUGAAAAUCAUGUUUGGCCUCAAGACCAAGAUAAUUAUGUGGAUGCUUCGGGAAGACCAAGGUAUUGUCAACACUGUUUUGAAGAUCAUUAAGUUUUUUCCAAGUAGACUACCUCAGUACCAUGAAUGUAGCCGACAAGAGAUGCACCUAAUGAGGAAGAACCACCAGGACUUUAAGGCUUUGGCCCAGACUCUUGCAAUGGACAUGUCCAUGCGUAACUCUUAUAUCAAGGAUUUGAUGGAGGACCAAUAUGGAGAAUGCUAUGCCCAGAAACUGGAGGACAGGUUGCUGCAUUACCUUCAGGUACUGGAGUCGACGCUGCAGAGUGAUACCUAUUUUGACCAGCUGUUGAAGCAGGAGGGUCCAAUGGCAUACGAAGAGGAGUUACUAUUGCCGUUAAUUACCUGUGACUCCACCUCCCUUGCUGCGUCCUUGAAGAGGCUAUUCCACUCUGGUCAACAAACUCAGCAUAUUAGCUAGGACAUACAGAUGUAAACACAGUACAGUAUGUAAGACCACCAGGAACCUACAGUACUGUAGAUAAAUAUGUUGUCUUUCUAUUCCUUCAGACGAGUCUUCUUCAAGAUGCCAUCCCAGCCACGGAGCCCAUAAGGUAUCAGCACAGGAGAGGGGAAUAGGCCGGGAGCUGGAGGGUCCUGGGACCUCAAAAGUUGUGCUAAGGUCG
Oncorhynchus masou masou (cherry salmon) is the source of this 1237-nucleotide messenger RNA. Its product is annotated as TERF1-interacting nuclear factor 2. NCBI's taxonomy places the organism in Eukaryota, Metazoa, Chordata, Actinopteri, Salmoniformes, Salmonidae. Gene Ontology annotation, molecular function: telomeric repeat DNA binding. Gene Ontology annotation, biological process: telomere capping; regulation of telomere maintenance via telomere lengthening. Gene Ontology annotation, cellular component: shelterin complex. The record is from RefSeq and is a predicted model, not a curated record. The transcript is spliced from 6 exons. The coding region runs from base 232 to 1032 and encodes 266 amino acids.